AUGGAGACCCCAGACCUCGACAUAUCCAGUUACCAAACUAAAACGCCCCCAAACACCCCCGAAGAAGAUGACGCCAGCAGCAACGGAGAUUUCGAAAAGCUACCGUCGACUUGGGACUUUUCGGCCGCGACCACUAGACACAUCAAGACUUUAAAAAAAUAUACCGAGAAAACAGACCGAGCUUCCAAGCUGGUUCAACAAGAAGGACCAUGCCUCUGUCGGCUCGAGAAUACCUUGGGGAAGAACUCCAUCGAUACAAUGACCUCUCCGUUAAGCAGUACAUCCGAGGCUGGGGAAGAGCAAACGAAUGAGGCCAGCGGGACUAUUCAUGUAUCGAAGCUCGAGUAUAAGCGCGUUGACGAGAUAUGGAAUGAAAAGGAAGGUAAAUUUAAGAUUGUCGAGUGGGUUGGUUCAGAUCUCGAUAGACUUGACGAAUUCUUGUUUGUCGUCCGCGAAAGAACUGAUAAGAAUACGCUGGAGAGAACUUCUUACAUCGAUAUCAAGUCUCCUUGGAUACGGGAUAUCUUGAGAGAGAUUUGCGAAAAUGUCCGCGGCGUCUCCCUGGUCGAUAGUAAGCCAUCGAUCGAGCUGAAUAUUAUCUUCCAUGUCCGCUCAGACCUCCAGCGGCAGAGGGAGGUUAUUUCACGCGGCUCUGAACGGAGCACAGCAGAAAAGCACCUAAAAGUUUUUCUGCGCUACCUCGAGGCUGCCUUUCGGCCUAUCGACGAGCGGUUGUCCGAGCUCCUAAAGAAUAAAGAGAUUUCGUACGAUUUGCUCUGGGCACUCUUCAAACCAAAUAUGGAGGUAUAUACUACCUGUAAAGGCACGCAAGUAUCCAGAUGUGUCCUGUACAGCCAAAUGGAGAGGAAAAAAGACAUGGCAGGCACGCCGUACAUGCACAUUGAAACUCGAUACCUGGGCUCAGACGGAAAAGCCUUGGGUGAAGUGCCUUCUAGCAGCUCGAUUCCUAUCUUUCGUGGCGCAACGCGAAUCGAUCUUCUCCCAGCAUAUCCUCUCCAGUACCACCCUGAGAAAGACGAGAUUCGGAGCCAACUAGAGGAGUGCGGCCGCCGAUUUGUGUCUCUACUCGGCAUUCACCAUCAACAAUACAAGGGGAGAGCCUUCGACUACGACGAAGAUGGCAAUAUAGUCGCUUGCCACGUCGAGGGGAACAUCAUGGUGGACUCCGAGUGCUUCCAGGAGAACAUGCCGAACUAUCCAUGCCCUCGUCCUCAAAAGGUGCGGCCUCAAUGGAGCGUUCUGGGCCGUUGUGAGGCAGUGAAGCUUGUCGACAUCGACCCAGAACAGCUUCAGCCAGAGGACUUCCUCAUCUGCAGUCCGACCAUCUUGGGAUUCAGCCUAGCAAUGAAAAAAUUUCUUGAGUUUGCCGUUAAACAUGUCACUAAUGUCAAAUGGAGCGAAUGUUCAUUUGAGGAUGUCAAUAUCCCAGAGGGCAAGAAGAAGGCCAUCUACGCGCUUACAAAGACUUAUAUAGGUAGAGGAGCCGACGACGCCUUCCAUGAUUUUAUACAAGGCAAAGGUCGUGGAAUCAACUUCCUACUCUAUGGGCCUCCGGGGGUCGGCAAGACGUUGACGGCCGAAACUUUGGCCGAGACAUUCAAAGUCCCGCUAUAUACUGUGGCUGCAGGCCAAAUCGGGGUGGACCAUGUCAGAGUAGAGAAGAUCCUGAAGAGUAUCUUUAAGAUUGCAAGCCGCUGGGGCGCGAUCCUGCUGCUAGACGAAGCAGAUGUGUUUUUGGCCGAACGGGCGCUCGAUCCGUACACUAAUGCCCUCGUGUCUGUGUUCUUGCGCGAACUAGAGCAUUACGAAGGAAUCUUGUUUCUCACGACUAACCGCAUGAAUACGUUCGAUUCUGCGAUCCUUAGUCGAAUCCACCUCCCACUGAGAUACGAGCCACUAAAGAAAGACGCUCGUGAGGGGGUGUGGCUUUUUUUCAUAAAGCAAGCCAGAACAACAGCGGGUCAUGCGACUUAUAAUGAUAAGGUCAUCAACGACCUAGCGGAGAAGAAACUCAACGGCCGCGAGAUCAGAAACACUGUGUUUAUUGCCCGUUCGAUGGCAGAGUAUGAUGGUAAGGUUGUGAAUGAGGCUUAUCUGAGAGAGGCUAUCGAGACCAGGAAACAGCUGGAUGAAGAUUUUCAGGGCGCUGGCGCGAUCGAGAACACUCACUCCUAUCUCUGA
Molecule: messenger RNA, 2202 nt
Organism: Exophiala bonariae
Lineage: Eukaryota; Fungi; Ascomycota; Eurotiomycetes; Chaetothyriales; Herpotrichiellaceae
Exons: 8
Coding region: 1-2202 (733 amino acids)
Molecular function (GO): ATP hydrolysis activity; ATP binding
Source: RefSeq, a predicted model, not a curated record